Molecule: messenger RNA, 646 nt
Organism: Lactuca saligna
Lineage: Eukaryota; Viridiplantae; Streptophyta; Magnoliopsida; Asterales; Asteraceae
Source: the annotation of a GenBank genome assembly
ACCCAAGCCAACUAAACCCAUGAAAAUGAAUUACCCCAUAACAGUUAAUCGAACAAAAAUAAGCAUAAUAAGUUCAACAACCGUAUUUUGUUUAACUUACAGGAAUAAUUCAAGUUAAGUGAAAUAAUAACAAAACCACAAGAAAUAGUGAAAUACUCCCCGAAUCAGUUGUCUAGGUGAAUUGUAUAGCCCUCAAAAGAAAUUACCAGGCCAAUAAAAAAGAUCACAGGCCCACAAUGAGAUGCAGUUAGUCCAACACCCCUGUAUCCCUUUGUGCGUUUCCGGUAUCAGCAACAGAAGUCGGAAUCCCUCUUCUUUCUUCCUCACGUUCUUAAGCAGAUUCUACACACAGAAAAUCGAGGUCUAUAUUUUUCAAACGAUCCCAGGAAACGAAGAUGAAAAUAAAGGUUGUAUGGAGGCUCAAAGGUGGGGUCGUCGUGCGUGGUGGUGUUGGGACGAAGGCAUUCGGUGGUGGCUGUUUGUGUGGGUGAUUUGGCGGAUAACGGAGGCUGUAAUGGAGGGUGAAGUGGGGUUUAGGUGGAGGUCAAAAGGAUUGAGGGUAAAGGAGGUUCAAGGGUGGAAUAAGGUGGUCACGUGGUGGCUGAUGAAUGGAGGAGGGUGGUACUUGGUGGUGUUGUGCAGGUAA